Molecule: messenger RNA, 924 nt
Organism: Drosophila gunungcola (fruit fly)
Lineage: Eukaryota; Metazoa; Arthropoda; Insecta; Diptera; Drosophilidae
Exons: 2
Coding region: 137-406 (89 amino acids)
Source: RefSeq, a predicted model, not a curated record
CGACGUCUGCUGGUCUUCUGAAUAUGUUAUAUAGAUUGGCCAAAGCUAAGUAGGCCUCGAGGUAUGUGUUGAACUUGGGAAAAUCAAAAUUACUCAUAUCCAACUACAGGCUAGAGGUGCGGGAAAAUCGUGGUUCAUGGCUCCCAGCGUAUUCAUCGUCCUUUUUUGGCGCCUCUCCGUGCAGCUUCUCUACCCGUAUGGAUACAUGGACUGUUCGCUGCAGGAUGCCCUGGCCAACGACAACCUAAUAUGGAGCAUGGGGGAUCGGGAUCGGAAAGAGGGGCAGCUAUUGAUGCUGAUGCGCAAAUCUUUUCGGACCACGACCAUGCUCGUGCUGAUGAUUGAGCUGAUGGCCAUGCUGGAAGCAGCCCUGAAUUUCCCACUGGACCUGGCCGCCAGACUUUAGUCCCGGGAUUGAACUCUGUCCCUGGUCAGUCUUCUCGCACCGUUUCAUUUAUUGUCCCAUCAAAGCAACACUGCUCAAAUAAUUUCGACUUGGGGUAGGACUGCCAUUGUGCCAAUGUUCGUCGUCGUCGUAGUUGUCGUCGCUGCCCAUUUAAUCAGUAAAUUUUAUUUUUAAAAAUGCUAUUAAACAAUAUUUGCCUUAGCAAAAGUCAGACGCGUUCGCAGUGCAAUAAACUUUUCAGCACUUGAGCCGCUCGACUGACUGAUUGACUGAUUGACUGCUUGACCGAACGACUGACGUUGGGAUAUUUUCUUUGUUUUAACUUUAACUCGGCGCGAACUCGUGAUUAUUUCGAUUUCGUGGAAGUGCGUUCCACGCGAAGGUUUCGAUUGGAAUUUCAUGCGUGGCAUAUGGGUUAUAUUCGUUCUUAUUGCAGUUUAAUUGACUCGACUAAAAUGCUCCUUUUGAUAGCUUAAGCCCUCUUAAAACGGAUUUUUUUUUUAUGGUUUUGUUCUGCG